CCACCCUCCCCUUUCCUCUCUCUCUCUCUGUCUCAACAUCGUCUCUCCUCCGGGGGUCAUGAUGCUUCUAUCCUUUAUAACACCGGGGCCGCAUCAUCACGAGCAAAAGCUAGAGCACUCUCAGAAAGCAGAGGAGUAGAGCACUCUCUCUCCCAACCCCCUGCUCUUCUUCUCAUUCUUAUUUUCCACUCAACAUCCUGAGAAAUGGGCAGCCUGCUUGAGGCGGAAAGAGUGGUAACCGGAUGGGCCGCAAGGGAUCCCAGUGGCUUUCUCUCUCCCUACAGCUACACGCUAAGGAAGACCGGGCCGGAGGAUGUGGUGAUAAAGGUGUUGUACUGCGGUGUCUGCCACACCGAUGUCCACCAGGCCAAGAACCAUCUUGGAAUGUCCAAAUACCCCAUGGUUCCAGGGCAUGAGGUGGUGGGGGAGGUGGUGGAGGUGGGGAGGGAGGUGAGCAAGGUGCGGGUGGGGGACGUGGUGGGUGCGGGGGUGAUCGUAGGGUGCUGCCGGGAGUGCGGGUCCUGCAAGGCCAACAUCGAGCAGUACUGCAACAAGCGCAUCUGGUCCUACAACGACGUCUACACCGACGGCAAGCCCACCCAGGGCGGUUUCGCUUCCGCCAUGGUCGUCGACCAAAAGUUUGUGCUAAAGAUACCGUCAGGCCUCGCACCCGAGCAAGCAGCUCCCCUGCUAUGCGCAGGGGUGACCGUAUACAGUCCUCUGAGACACUUCGGGCUGACGAAAGGUGGGCUGAGGGGUGCUAUCAUGGGUCUAGGAGGGGUUGGCCAUAUGGGGGUGAAGAUUGCCAAGGCCAUGGGCCACCAUGUUACCGUGAUCAGCUCCUCCGACCGCAAGCGGACGGAGGCCAUGGACCACCUCGGCGCCGACGCCUACCUUGUGAGCUCCGAUGAGGCCCAGAUGGCCGCAGCCAUCGACUCCCUCGACUACAUUAUCGACACGGUGCCGGCGUUCCACCCCCUGGAGCCCUACCUCUCGCUGCUCAAGGUGGAUGGCAAGCUCAUUCUGAUGGGCGUCAUCAACCAGCCCCUGCAGUUCGUCACUCCCGCGGUGAUGUUAGGGAGGAAAACAAUUAGUGGGAGCUUCAUAGGGAGCAUGGACGAGACACGGGAGAUGUUGGAGUUUUGCGAGAAGAAAGGCUUGACUUCAAUGAUUGAGAUGGUGAAGAUGGAGCAAAUCAACGAGGCUCUGGAGAGAUUGGAGCGCAAUGAUGUCAGGUACCGUUUUGUGGUAGACGUGGCCGGCAGCAAGCUUGACCCGUGAUCCUCUAAUAAGCAAACGCUUCAAAACGGAAACGGUCCUGAAUCCUGAUGCAGCACUUCCUUCUUCUUGCCUUUCUUUACCUUUACAUCUGUUCAAAGUUCGUGUUUCCCUAUCGACUGGUUUUCCGCAUUGUUUCGUUUUGAUGAUGGUCUGAUUAUACUGUAAUUCGGUGAGCUCUGUUGCAUAAGUUGAUGAGUUGUAACUAAUUACGGAUGACCAACUCUUUCCGUAUUAUACAUCCGGUAUGGUGUUAUCUAAUGGAUAUUGAUGGGUGUGAUCCAUGAAUAGUUAUGUAAAAACAGGAAUUAUAGAAUAGUUUAUAUAAAACUUUUCAUUUGCUGGAUA
This is a messenger RNA of Phoenix dactylifera (date palm), 1626 nucleotides long. Its product is annotated as cinnamyl alcohol dehydrogenase 2-like. Gene Ontology annotation, molecular function: zinc ion binding; oxidoreductase activity, acting on the CH-OH group of donors, NAD or NADP as acceptor. NCBI's taxonomy places the organism in Eukaryota, Viridiplantae, Streptophyta, Magnoliopsida, Arecales, Arecaceae. The record is from RefSeq and is a predicted model, not a curated record.